Molecule: messenger RNA, 519 nt
Organism: Naumovozyma dairenensis CBS 421
Lineage: Eukaryota; Fungi; Ascomycota; Saccharomycetes; Saccharomycetales; Saccharomycetaceae
Exons: 1
Coding region: 1-519 (172 amino acids)
Biological process (GO): regulation of translational initiation
Cellular component (GO): cytoplasm
Source: RefSeq, a predicted model, not a curated record
AUGAUCAUAUGUAAAACAACCGAAAGAUUAGUAUCAAAUAAGGUUAUGAAUAUAUCAUGGAACGAAUCAGCCGUAUUGAUUGAUAGGAAAUCAAAGUUUCAAGCUCGUUGUUGUAGAAUAAAAAACCAAAAUGAUAUCCCAAUUCUUUUACAGAAUCUCAUUAACACAAAUAAAAAUGUAAGUAAAGCAUCACAUAUACAUAUGUUUGCUUGGAGAACAGGCGAACUCUCUGUCCAAUCUAAUGUUGAAGACAAGGCCAAAUCAAAGAGGAAGAAUACAAAGAAAAAAACCCAUGAUCAUCCAAAUGAUGUGAUAAAAAAUAUUCAGCAAGGUUCAUCAGAUUGUGGAGAGGCAGGUGCAGGUCAAAGAUUAUUAACUUUAUUGGAGCGUUCUAAUAUAGUAAACGUUUUAGUGAUUGUGACUAGAUGGUACGGUGGGACGCCUUUGGGAUCUGCUCGCUUCAGGCAUAUUUCAUCAACCGCGGUGGAAAGUUUGAAAAAAGGCGGAUUUUUAACAUAA